AUGUCUGUCCGACCUUACUCCAAAAUCAGUAACUCCACCUUUCUUCUUAUGGGUUUUCCUGGUCUCGAAGAGGAGUAUCCCUGGCUCUCCAUCCCCUUCUCCUGUAUCUAUGCUAUGGUGCUUUCAGGGAAUUGCCUGGUGCUGCAUGCGAUCCGUACAGAGCCAAGCCUGCAUGAGCCCAUGUUCUAUUUUCUAGCCAUGCUGGCCCUCACUGACCUGUGCAUGGGGCUGUCCACGAUACACACAGUGCUGGGGAUUCUGUGGGAGCUCAAGCAGGAGAUUAGUCUGGAUGCCUGCAUCACCCAAACCUUUUUCAUUCAUGGUCUAUCAUGCAUGGAAUCCGGAGUCCUUCUCGCCAUGGCCUUUGACCGCUUUACUGCAAUCUGUAAUCCUCUAAGAUAUGCAUCCAUCCUCACCAAUACCAGAAUCAUCAACAUUGGUGUGGCCAUCGUGGGGCGGAGUUUUCUGUUCAUUAUUGCUCCCAUUGUCUGCCUAAAGUUCUUCAUUUACUGCCAUCCCCACAUCCUCUCCCACUCUUUCUGUCUACAUCAGGACCUACUCCGUCUGGCCUGCUCUGACAUCCGCUUCAACAGCUUCUAUGCCUUAGCUCGUAUCUGCACACUCUUUUUGGAUUCAGUGCUUAUUCUCAUCUCCUACAUCUUAAUCCUUUUCUCAGUCUUGACUAUUGCAUCCCGGGAGGAGCGGCUCAAGUCAUUGCAGACCUGUGUCUCUCAUAUCUGUGCUGUCCUGGUUUUCUACAUCCCAAUCAUUGGUCUGACCAUGGUACACCGCUUUGGGAAGCACCUCUCCCCUGUGGUCCACGUCCUCAUGGGUAACAUCUAUAUCCUUUUUCCACCCUUAAUGAACCCCAUCAUCUACAGUGUUAAGACCCAACAAAUCCGUAGCAGGAUCAAGAAAUGGUUCACCAGAAAAACCUGA
This is a messenger RNA of Galeopterus variegatus (Sunda flying lemur), 939 nucleotides long. RefSeq names its product olfactory receptor 51V1-like. The record is from RefSeq and is a predicted model, not a curated record. NCBI's taxonomy places the organism in Eukaryota, Metazoa, Chordata, Mammalia, Dermoptera, Cynocephalidae. Gene Ontology annotation, biological process: G protein-coupled receptor signaling pathway. Gene Ontology annotation, cellular component: membrane. Gene Ontology annotation, molecular function: G protein-coupled receptor activity; olfactory receptor activity.